Messenger RNA from Rhinocladiella mackenziei CBS 650.93, 939 nucleotides. RefSeq lists its product as uncharacterized. The transcript has a single exon. The coding region runs from base 1 to 939 and encodes 312 amino acids. Lineage: Eukaryota; Fungi; Ascomycota; Eurotiomycetes; Chaetothyriales; Herpotrichiellaceae. Gene Ontology annotation, molecular function: triose-phosphate isomerase activity. Gene Ontology annotation, cellular component: cytosol. Gene Ontology annotation, biological process: glycerol catabolic process; gluconeogenesis; glyceraldehyde-3-phosphate biosynthetic process. The record is from RefSeq and is a predicted model, not a curated record.
AUGUCGUCAGCAACAUACCCACGGCUCCCCUCCAAAUUAAUUCUGACCUCGACCAAAGCCUACUUCUCCCCCUCCCGCACCGUAAAAUACUUGACGUCCAUCCUUGAUCAGCACAAUGGCAUAUUACCCUUACUCGAGGCGCACCGGUCCGAAAUCCAAUUCGGCCUUAUUCCAGACUUUUUGACCAUCUAUCCAUGCGCGCAGAUUUUGGCCGCCAAAUACCCAGCUCCUCCCUCCGACCCCAACCCGGCUCUCCAGGGCUCGCGUACGACAAGUCUAAGCAACGACAUCAACCCCUCUUCAUGGCCCAUUUACUUGGGUGCCCAAACCGCAUAUGCAUCCAGCACCUACGGUGCGUUUACCGGGGAAAUCGUCCCGCCCGCCCUAAAAGAACUGGGCUGCUCGAUCGUGGAAUUGAACCAUGCUGAGCGGCGAAGACUGCUCGGCGAGACUGACGAGUCGUCCGCGGCUCGAGCAGCUGCUGUGUGUGCAUUGGGCAUGAUCCCGCUCGUGUGCAUCGGCGAGCUUGAACGGCCGAAUCUCCAAGGUCCAAUGAGUCUGGCCGUCGGCGUGGCGGUGGGUCAGUUGAAGACGCAGAUCGAGACCUUGCUGAAGGCCGUUCCGAAAGAUGCCCCGGUCAUUUUCGCCUAUGAGCCGGUCUGGGCUAUUGGAGCUGCUCAGCCGGCUGGUGUCGACUAUGUUGGGCCUGUGGUGGAGGCGAUUCGUGAGGUCGCCAGGACCGCCGUGCGGGACCGGUCGGGUGAGGUCAAAGUCGUUUACGGCGGGAGCGCGGGCCCGGGACUCUGGAGUGGGAAAACGAACGGCGCGAAUGGUUUGGGGAAGUGGGUGGACGGUUUGUUUUUGGGAAGAUUUGCGCACGAGAUAUCCGGCAUCAAGGGCGUGGUGGAAGAGGUGGCCGACAGCCUGGGAAAGAGCUGA